GUGAGUCAUAUAGACAAACGCAGCGCACAGUUUGUUAACCCUAAAUUCUCAUCCGCAUUUUUUUGACGAAACCAUGUCUCAAUUCAGAGGAUUCAGGGGAUUCAGUGAGGCUAACACAUACAUCUUUUGGAACGUGGACGAUUACCCUAUCCCUAAUGGUCUCGAUACUCUUUCAAUGAAAGAGAUAAUGGAAGCACAACUCGAAGUUAUGGAUUUUUGUGGGCCUGUGUCAAUCCAGGCUUACGCUAGUAAGAAUACGUUCUCGGAUGAUGAGUUGCUACGUAAAUUUUCAGAAGCCGGAAUCAAAACCAGUAUCUUACGCGAAGGUGGUAGUAAAUAUUCGGGAAUUUAUUCCAUGUUAAUAGACAUGUAUCUCUGCGCACUGCGAAAUCCUCCACCAUCAAAUUUGUUUGUACUCUCAAAAAACAUGGAUGAUUCAAGCGUGCUUCUACACUUUCGGGCUUUGGAUCAUAGGGAAUAUGGUGUUAGGUUAUCCGAUGCUGAACCAUAUUGGUUACCUCGUAAUGUGAAUUUAGCUGCCCAGUUUUUGGCUAACCUAUUCCAUGAUGAAACCCUUCUUCCCAAUAACAACAAGAGGAAAGCAGAGCUUCCUGCUGAUUCCCACCUACCACAGUCUCAAGGAAGACCAAAAUAUGAUGUUUUAUGAUAUUGUAGUUGGUUAAUUUGGUACCAUAUGUAUUCUGAAAGACCCUAAGAAACGAAUCUCAGCGGCACAAGCUCUUGAAACAUCCUUGGAUCAAAGGAGGAGAAGCACCAGACAACACUAUUGA
This is a messenger RNA of Camelina sativa (false flax), 791 nucleotides long. RefSeq lists its product as uncharacterized. The record is from RefSeq and is a predicted model, not a curated record. Gene Ontology annotation, cellular component: peroxisome. Gene Ontology annotation, biological process: regulation of gene expression. NCBI's taxonomy places the organism in Eukaryota, Viridiplantae, Streptophyta, Magnoliopsida, Brassicales, Brassicaceae. Gene Ontology annotation, molecular function: RNA nuclease activity.